AAUCUCCUUUCUCGCCAAUUGAACAAAAAAAAAUUGCAUUCGAUAUAUUUGCAUAGUUUUCUGCGUUGUAUUUGGUUUUCUUUUGGCUUUGUUUUCUGGAGCAGAAAUUAGAACAAGAGAAUGGUCAAAUCUGUAUUAAGGAAGCCGCUGCCCUUGGCUUCUCUAAAUCAUAUAUCUCUUGUCUGCAAUUCUGUAGAAGAAUCCAUUAAUUUCUAUGAAAAUGUUUUGGGUUUUGUUCCAAUCAAGAGGCCUGGAUCCUUCGGCUUUGAUGGAGCCUGGUUGUUUAAUUAUGGAGUGGGCAUACAUCUUCUGCAAUGUUGCAACACAGACAGUUUGCCCAAGAAAUCAGAAAUCGAUCCAAUGGACAAUCACAUAUCAUUUCAGUAUGAAAGUAUGGAAGCAGUGGAGAGGAUAUUAGAGGACAUGAAGAUAAAGUACGUGAAGAGAAGAGUGGAGGAAGGGGGAUUAUAUAUUGACCAAAUAUUUAUGCACGAUCCAGAUGGUUUCAUGAUUGAGAUGUGCAAUUGUGAGAAUCUGCCGGUAGUGCCAUUGGGAUCUUCUGCUUGUCUGAGAGUACCAUCCGCCAUUAAGAAGAGCAAUAGUAAACAGUCUCUGCUAAAACUUUAAAGCAAUACAGAACACAACGAAGGCUUUGCCAUGAUGUACUGCUGAGCUUGUCUCUCUUGUUUGUCUGCUUAUUUGUUUAUUAACUUCUGCUUUCAAUCGUAGCCACCAUUGUAUUUGUUUUUGAAAGUAUCAAAAACUUUCAUUGAUUUUAUUUUGCAACAACAAGAUCUUGCAUUUCUUUUGAAUUGGUUA
This is a messenger RNA of Cryptomeria japonica (Japanese cedar), 819 nucleotides long. Its product is annotated as glyoxylase I 4-like. The coding region runs from base 121 to 627 and encodes 168 amino acids. The transcript is spliced from 3 exons. NCBI's taxonomy places the organism in Eukaryota, Viridiplantae, Streptophyta, Pinopsida, Cupressales, Cupressaceae. The record is from RefSeq and is a predicted model, not a curated record.